CUUAACUCAAAUAUAAAUUUAAUGUCGAGUUAAAAUAAUUCCAUUUGGCAAGCAGUAGAAUUCGCCAGCAAGGAUACAGCUCCUGGCCGGGCUUUAGUGUUGGUAAUGAACGUAUGUGAGAUCCUUUGACAGCGCAUCCUUUUAUGUCAAUGCAUAAAUUUCACAAUAACUAACUGUGGGUCAGUUGGGGGGAGAGAGUGAGGGGCAUCUGCCGCCGGUUGUCAGUUCUCUUUACGGCAUCAAAAUUGGAUUGGAUUUGUAGUUUUGUGGGUACCGUCGCCGCUGGGGCGAAAUCCAAUUAAGUUGGCCAACAUAGGCUGGCCACAGCAUAAAGUUGGCACAGUCGGGGAGGUGGAAGAGCGGGUAGUGUGUAUACACACUAUUAACACUCGAUAAGCGCACAGCAUAUGCUGUAACGGUCGCCGGAGCCAGGGGCGUUUCCAUAGAGUAUAUAGAACUUGAUGUAUAUAUGGACGAAAGUGUGAGGUCUUUGCCGUCGCCUAUUUCGCUGUUAUGAAUUGAGUAAAUAUAAAUUCAAAAUACUGAUAAAACCUUGCAACGCCGGCUGCGGCAUGACCGAAAUUCGUUUCAACCCUCAUGAGCAGUCGCAGCAGCAGCAGGAACAGGAGCAGAUGUUUCCAGCACAAGGGAACGCGCCAAACGACGCCUGCCGCCAGCUCUUGUUGUUGUUGUUGAUGUUGUUGUUCUGCAGUUGUCUUGAGCUCAAUUAUUAUGUGUGUGCUUGUAUAUAAGCCAAGUAAAUGGUUAUAUUUUUGUCUAAAGGGGGGGUCAGAGCAACGCACGCGUCGCUGCCGAUCCACUCGACUGCGCGCCGGCGCAGGAAAUUGCAAGCCGAGGAGCGACUGGCAGCCCGCGUCGCAGUUCAGUCGAGACGCAGUUGUCGUGCCGUGCGGACCAGACAGUCAGCCAGUCAACCAACAGUAGUUACCAGUGAUCGUGAACGUGUGCAGUGACAGUGAAAACCCUAAGACACAUCUACAUUCAUAUUCAAGUACAGUGCGGCCAUGUCCAAGCACAACUAUACGAAUCCGGCUUUCUGCCAGAACAGCGAGUUCUAUCCGGUGCCGUCGAGCAAUAGGGUUGAGUCCAUUUACAAUCGCAGCCUGCAGCUUAACUUUAAUGCGGUCUCCCGUCCCGGUCAGGUGCCGGCUGCACCCUGUCGCGAUCCGCGCGAGGGACCGUUGCGCAUGCAGCGUAGCAUGUCGACGCGCUCGGUGACGCGUAAACAGUACCAGCAGCAGCAGCAACAGCAGCAGCAGCAGCAGCCGCAGCAGCAGCAGCAACAGUCGUCCAGUGGCCGCUAUGCAUUGGUGCCGCUGGAGGAGCUGGGUGCCGUGGCCAGUCGCUAUGCGAUUGUGCCGGGACAGGCCGCACAGCGUUUGGCCCGCUCGCAGGAUAAUCUGGAUCGCUAUGGCUCGAGGCAAGGCCUGCAGUCGGACGAGGAGCCGCACUCGUUUCACGAGGAGCCGCAUCAGCAGCAGGAGACGCAGUUCGCCAGCCUGCCGCCCACAUUAAACGCGUUGCCGCCGAAACCGGCGCCCAAGAUCAAGCACGCCUUCUCCAGCGACUUUGGCAGCAAAACAUUUCUGAUUGUGGACAAGAACAGCAAUCAGCGCUAUCAGAUGGUGCCCACGGCGGAAGAUGAGGAGCUCGUUGACGAAAACCAGGAGAUCAUACAGAUGCACAACGGACGCGCGCAUCGCUAUGCGGUCAUACCCACAGAGGCGGAUGACGACGAUCUGGCGGAGGACUCUGGGCACACACAGCAGGAAACCUGCUUGAGCCACACGGAGCUCAGUCAACAGUUCAGCAUGCGCACAUCGACCCCGCAGCAGCGCAAUGCGGCAGCUGCAACGCGAGCGUUGCACGAACUGCUCACCACACCCCGCAAAAUGCAACCACCACCGCGUCUGGCACAUUCCACGCCCCGCAAUGCGGCCCACCACGAGCAGCUGCAGCGCGAGCGUCGCCUGCAGCUCUACCAGAGUCAGCAGCACAUUAACCUACACCAACAGGCCACCAUCUCGGUGGUGCCGUCUCCAGCGCUGCCGCUGCGUCAGCAGCGACUCUCGCCGCAGCGACUGCACUAUGAGACGGUGAAGCUGACGUCGGCGCCGGUGCAGGCAGCACAGCAACUGGCCAGUGACCGCACCAUGGCGGUGAUAAGUCCGCGUGUGCAGGGCCAGGAGCAGGAUCUGAGCAGCCUGCAGGGCAAGUCGAAUGCGAACAACAACUCGUAUCCACAGAAGCUGGCCAAUGCCACCAUUACGCUGGCCGUUGUGUCCCUGAUGCUAGUCCUGGGCAGCACCAUGAAUGCCGGCCUCAUCAUCUACAUGAUAGCCCACUUCGGCAAGUCCUUUUACCUGCAGUUCGGGCUGGUGGCCUCCUUUUGCGGCAUGGGUCUGGGUUUUCUUGGCUUUCGUUCGCGCCACUGCGAGUGGCUGCCAAACCGCAGCUACACCUCCGGCUACAUCUUGGUCACCAUCUUCUGCCUGUUCAAGUGCUGCGGCCUGCUGCUAAUUCUGGUGCUGGACCCGUUUCCAGGACUGCCCCUGCACGAUGUCACCACGGGCGUCAUACUGGGCCUGUCCACCUUUACCAUGUUCUUUAUUGGCCUAGGCGUCAUUGGCAGCCUCUGGUGCUAUCGCCCGCCGCCCGACAACCGCGUCAAUGUGGUCUAGGCGUUUCUUUUCUUUAGUCUUUAUCUAGCUCAUAGUUUGUUUUAGUUUUAGUUUCAGUUUUCUUUUUAGCGAGCGGCAUCCGUAACGGCUAGGCGACCAAAAAAAAAUAUUCAUAAGUAAAGACGCGCGCGAAAUUCCGGCAGCGAAUUUUGUUUUCAAGACUGUAUAUAUCGAAUCAUAGGGCUAACCUAUGCAAAAAUGGGUUGUAAUUAUA
Molecule: messenger RNA, 2916 nt
Organism: Drosophila montana
Lineage: Eukaryota; Metazoa; Arthropoda; Insecta; Diptera; Drosophilidae
Gene: spdo
Product: sanpodo
Exons: 2
Coding region: 1026-2702 (558 amino acids)
Source: RefSeq, a predicted model, not a curated record